Saxophila tyrrhenica is the source of this 453-nucleotide messenger RNA. It is a transcript of the gene TVP18, whose product is annotated as Golgi apparatus membrane protein tvp18. Lineage: Eukaryota; Fungi; Ascomycota; Dothideomycetes; Mycosphaerellales; Extremaceae. Gene Ontology annotation, cellular component: Golgi membrane. The record is from RefSeq and is a predicted model, not a curated record. The transcript is spliced from 4 exons. Gene Ontology annotation, biological process: vesicle-mediated transport. The coding region runs from base 1 to 453 and encodes 150 amino acids.
AUGACGAUCGCAGAUGAGUUCAGGUCGCGCAACUUCAGUAUCUAUGGCCAAUGGGCUGGGGUACUCUGCAUAGUUCUCUGCUUCGCGCUCGGAAUCGCCAACUUCUUCAACUUGGGUCAUAUCUUGCUUGUCAUAUUCGCCGUACUAUGCCUAGCCUCCUCCUUCAUCAUCCUCUUUAUCGAAAUCCCGCUCCUCCUCCGAAUCUGUCCCACCUCCCCGACCUUCGAUAACUUCAUCCGCCGCUUCGAGACGAACUACAUGCGCGCCGGUAUCUACGGCGUCAUGUCCCUCAUCCAGUGGCUUUCGUUGACCAUCACCGAUAGCUCCCUCAUCGCGGCCGCGGUGGUUCUGCUGAUUGCGGCGUGCAUGUACCUGUUUGCGGGGAUCAAGGGGCAGCAGUUCCAGAGUAGCAAGACGCUUGGAGGGCAGGGGGUUGCGCAGAUGAUUGUAUGA